AUGGCCUUCACCCUGUCAGAGAUUAUGGCGGCGAGGCGGCAGCAGUCGCAGGCUCAGUCACAAGCCCAGCGAGGCAACAGGACCACGGUGGAGGUGGACGAGUACAGCACCAACCCCACUCAGGCCUUCACCUUCUACAACAUCAACCAAGGACGCUUCCAGCCACCACACGUCCACAUGGUGGACCCAAUGGCCCACGACACGCCUAAGCCACCAGGCUACACCCGUUUUGUGUGCAUCUCAGAUACUCACUCUCGGACAGACAGCAUCCAAAUGCCAUAUGGAGACGUGUUCAUCCACGCCGGAGACUUCACCGAGCUUGGACUACCGUCCGAGGUCAAGAAGUUUAACGACUGGCUAGGUACCCUGCCCUACGACAUCAAGAUAGUAAUUGCCGGAAACCAUGAGUUGACCUUUGACCAAGAGUUUAUGGCUGACCUGAUCAAGCAGGACUUCUACUACUUCCCCUCUGCCUCCAAGCUGAAGCCGGAAAAUUAUGAGAAUGUCCAGUCGCUGCUCACUAACUGCAUCUACAUGCAGGAUUCUGAGGUCAGCGUAAGGGGCUUCAAGAUCUACGGCUCCCCCUGGCAGCCCUGGUAUUAUGGUUGGGGUUUCAACUUACCACGGGGUCAGGCUCUGCUGGACAAGUGGAAUCAGAUCCCUGAAAACACAGACAUCCUGGUCACACACUGCCCCCCACUGGGUUUCUUGGACUGGGUUCCGAAAAAGAUGCAGCGUGUCGGGUGCAUGGAGCUACUCAACACGGUCCAGAGGAGAGUCCAGCCCAAAUUACAUGUGUUUGGACACAUUCAUGAAGGAUAUGGCAUGAUGACAGAUGGAACCACAACAUUUGUCAAUGCCUCAGCAUGCACCGUCAACUUCCUGCCCAUGAACCCACCCAUUGUCUUUGACCUCCCCAACCCUAGGACCACAUGA
Molecule: messenger RNA, 936 nt
Organism: Limanda limanda (common dab)
Lineage: Eukaryota; Metazoa; Chordata; Actinopteri; Pleuronectiformes; Pleuronectidae
Gene: mpped1
Product: metallophosphoesterase domain containing 1
Exons: 6
Coding region: 1-936 (311 amino acids)
Molecular function (GO): hydrolase activity
Source: RefSeq, a predicted model, not a curated record